AAGAUUUCUAAUUAACUAAACAUAAUUUCAAAGGAUUGAAAAAUCAACCAAGUUGAAGGGCCAAAAUAAACAGAAGAAAGUAAACUAACAAAAACCAGAAACUCAGUUAGAGAACACCAAAAUUUUGCCAUAAAAAAAACUAACACCAACAAAUGGGUGCAGGUAAGGCGCCCAUUUCCAAUCUACUCCUCCCUUCACAACCACCACCACCACCACCAACUCCAAACCCAAGAGCAACCAGUAGGCGCCUUCUCCUAUUCUCCCUUCCUUUAUUUGCCAUAGCAACUACUGCUAAUCUUCUUCCUUUUAGGACUACAGGUGCUAAAUUUGCGAGUGCUUCAACUAUACAACUGAACUUAAACUCUUGUUUGGCACUAGCAGAAAACUUUGACCCAGUAAGCCAAGCUGAGAAAGAAGCCAGUGAUGCCAUAUCCAGGAGAGUAACAGAAGCUGUAGAGUUGUUGGAGAAAGGGAGGGAAUUGCAUUCUCAAGGCGACUUCAAUGAAGCACUGCUCUACUUCACUAAGAUGGUUGAAAAUUACAAAGAUUUUGCGUUCUCAGAAUAUGGAAGGUUUGGGAGAGCAUUGUCUCUUUACGAGGUUGGGGACAGAGAAGAAGCAAUUGCAGAAAUGGAAGAUAUCUCAAUAUCUUUGAAGGGAUAUCCAGAAAUACAUGCAGCUCUUGCAGCAGCCUUAUAUGCGGACAAGCAUGCCAAAGAAACUAAGCAUGGGCCUCCAAGUUUGGUCAGUUCUUUGCAGCAGUUCAUCACACUUUCAUAAAUAUCAAAGUUAUAUACAAAUAUGAUAUCAUCGCAUCACUCUUCGUUACUGUUUGGUAUUGCAUUUCAAACAGGGGUUGGAUAAAAUUUGAAUUUUUUUUGUUAAUUUUUUUUUAUGUUUUUGAAUUUUAUUUUGAAGUAUUUCCGAGUAAACAACACUUUGAAAAACAAUUGUUAGUACACUUCCAAACACCAUCUUCAUCCAUGAUCCAUCCAUGAAUUUGCUAGUUCAUAAUUAAAUAUGUAAUGCUAAGACAACUAUUGUUUUGGCUCUCAAAGUAGCAAAAGGAGGACUCAAAUCCGAGUUCUAUCCCCCUAUCUUUGCAUAA
This is a messenger RNA of Populus nigra (black poplar), 1107 nucleotides long. RefSeq lists its product as uncharacterized. The coding region runs from base 153 to 779 and encodes 208 amino acids. The transcript has 3 exons. The record is from RefSeq and is a predicted model, not a curated record. Gene Ontology annotation, molecular function: protein binding. NCBI's taxonomy places the organism in Eukaryota, Viridiplantae, Streptophyta, Magnoliopsida, Malpighiales, Salicaceae.